Cucumis melo (muskmelon) is the source of this 1395-nucleotide messenger RNA. RefSeq names its product zinc finger protein WIP2. Lineage: Eukaryota; Viridiplantae; Streptophyta; Magnoliopsida; Cucurbitales; Cucurbitaceae. Gene Ontology annotation, molecular function: DNA-binding transcription factor activity. Gene Ontology annotation, cellular component: nucleus. Gene Ontology annotation, biological process: regulation of gene expression; anatomical structure development. Bases 75 to 1082 code for a protein of 335 amino acids. The transcript is spliced from 2 exons. The record is from RefSeq and is a predicted model, not a curated record.
UCUCUCCUCUCAACUUCAUAACCAUUCUCUUUCUCUCUCUUUCUCUCCUUACAAUUCCUUCUUCUUCAAUUCCCAUGGGAGACCCAUGUUUCAACUCAUUAGCAAGUGUUCUAAAAUUCAACUCCCAUUUCUCCCCAUCACAACCUUCAAAUUCCAUCCUACACCUCAACAGCAUGUCUCACAAUUGCUUCUCUUACCCCUGCCCAACCCCGACACCUCCUCCGCCUUCGUCUCCUCCUCUCCGAGAGGCUCUGCCGCUUCUCGGGUUGAUGUCUCCACCCGAGCAGCGACAGGAGCAAGAAGAAGACGACGACGAAGAUGGUGGGGGUAGGAGAGGCAGCAACAACGAGGAGGAGGAGUCAGUGACGGUAGCUUUGCACAUAGGGCUACCGAGCCCUAGCGCGGCAGAGAUAGCAUCUUUGAUGUGUGGUUCUUCAUCUGAGAUUGAUCAUGUUGGUGAUGGAGAUCAUAGCAAUAAUAGUAACAAUAAUAUUCAAGAUCAUGAUUUAGGGCAGUCCACCAAAACCCUAAUAAAGGGGCAGUACUGGAUCCCUACUCCUUCUCAAAUUCUUAUUGGUCCUACCCAAUUCUCGUGCCCUGUUUGCUUCAAAACCUUCAAUAGAUACAACAAUAUGCAGAUGCACAUGUGGGGGCAUGGGUCACAGUAUAGAAAAGGCCCCGAAUCCCUCCGAGGCACGCAGCCAACAGGCAUGCUACGGCUUCCUUGCUACUGCUGUGCACCGGGCUGCCGCAACAACAUAGACCACCCACGAGCCAAGCCAUUGAAAGACUUCAGAACCCUGCAAACGCAUUACAAGCGCAAGCACGGUCUGAAGCCCUUCAUGUGUAGAAAGUGCGGGAAGGCAUUCGCAGUGCGUGGAGAUUGGCGGACGCAUGAGAAGAAUUGUGGCAAGCUUUGGUAUUGCAUUUGUGGUUCGGAUUUCAAACACAAGCGCUCCCUAAAGGACCAUGUCAAGGCCUUCGGUAAUGAUCACGCCGCGUACGGUGGGGGCGGGAUCGAUGGGUUUGGAGACGAGGAAGAUGAGCCUGCUUCUGAAGUAGAGCAGGAUAAUGAUGAGUGAAAGGAUACAUAAAACAGAUAUAUGGGAAGCCUUAUUAUACCAAACAUUUGAGAAUAUAUAAUCAUUAUUAUUGAUUUACAGAACUAUAUUAUUGUUAUAAAUUGUAUAAUGGAACUUACUUAAAUUACUACUGUUGUUAUAUUAUUAUAUGUAAUUAAUUAGGGAAGCUUUGUUUCUUUGGUUUGAUUUUCAUCUUAUAAGUUAUGUUUAUGUUUUGAUCCCAAAUCAAGAUGUAGGGAUCAAAAUAAUCAAAUGGAAGAAAAAAAGAUAAGUGUAUAAAUUUAAAUAUUUUUAUUUUCUGUUUAUCCAAACA